Diospyros lotus (date-plum) is the source of this 3176-nucleotide messenger RNA. Its product is annotated as CRM-domain containing factor CFM3, chloroplastic/mitochondrial. The record is from RefSeq and is a predicted model, not a curated record. Bases 133 to 2649 code for a protein of 838 amino acids. The transcript is spliced from 10 exons. Gene Ontology annotation, molecular function: mRNA binding. Lineage: Eukaryota; Viridiplantae; Streptophyta; Magnoliopsida; Ericales; Ebenaceae. Gene Ontology annotation, biological process: RNA splicing, via transesterification reactions.
UGCGGGAAAAUCUUAUCGUCAUUUCUCCUUCUUCUUCUUCUCUCAAUCUCUCUGCGUGAAGCUAUGUGGCUACAGAAGCUAAGGGAAGGAGACGAAGACGCAACAGCUUAAAUUGGGAUAUCACGAGCAAGAAUGGCCGUAUCAACAGCGAGAAUAACGGAAAUGCCACUCCGAAGCACGGUCCCACUCACCUCUAACUCCUCGUACUCACUCCGCCUCCGCUUCCUCUUCUCCGCUACCACAGCCGGUACUAAGAAGUCGUCUUUAUCUCUCUUCAAGUCAUUCUCUUCUCUCCGCACGACAACCGAUAACCCUAGUACGCACUAUCCCUGGGACGACAGAAACCCUAGCCAAAACCCUACGCCUAACCCCAAGCCCAAGCCCAAGCCUUCUUCUUCAUCUUGGCUGGAUAAAUGGCCCUCGUCGGAGGCCCCGGUCAAUUCGAAUUUAAAUACGCAGCGGCCCGAGGACGCGGCGGAAAGCCGGUACUUUGACGGGAAGUCCAGGGCCGGGACUAGCGCGAUUGAGAGAAUUGUGCUUCGGUUGCGGAAUUUAGGGUUGGGUUCGGACGAUGAAGAUGAGGAGGAGGAGAAGGAGGUAAUGCCGGUGACUGGCGAGGAGAAGUUGGGGGAUUUGUUGAGCCGAGACUGGGUGAGGCCUGAUAAAAUGUUGAUCGACGACGGCGAGAAUGAGGGGGUGCUGCCGUGGGAGAGGGCGGAGGAUAGGGAGAGUGAGGAAGAGGUGAAGAAGAAGAGGACGGUGAAGGCCCCGACUUUGGCGGAGUUGACCAUUGAGGAUGCUGAGUUGAGGCGGCUGAGGCGUCUUGGGAUGAUGAUCAGGGAGAGGAUUAGUGUCCCUAAGGCUGGGGUUACUGGGGCGGUGCUGGAAAAGAUUCACGAUCAGUGGAGGAAGUCGGAGUUGGUUAGGCUUAAAUUCCACGAGAGCUUGGCACAUGACAUGAAGACUGCACAUGAAAUUGUCGAGCGUCGUAGUAGAGGAUUAGUCUUAUGGAGGUCUGGGAGUGUUAUGGUGGUGUACCGGGGAAAUAACUAUGAAGGGCCCUCGCAGAGUCCAAAACCUUUGGAUGGAGAAGGUGAUUCUCUUUUUGUGCCAGAUGUCUCUAGUGCUGCCAACCUGAAGGACAGCAUGGUGAAUGGUUCUCCGUCAAUUAUGGAAAAGAGCAAAAUACCUGUUUCUUCAAAUCAUGCAGAGAGCAUGACAGAAGAAAAAGCUGAGUUCAAUAGCCUUCUAGAUGGUUUAGGUCCACGUUUUGAGGAUUGGUGGGGAACAGGAAUACUUCCUGUUGAUGCUGAUUUGCUCGAGCAGACUAUUCCUGGCUACAAAACACCUUUCAGGCUUCUUCCUACUGGAAUGCGGCCACGACUAACCAAUGCAGAACUGACCAGCUUGCGAAAACUUGCAAAAUCUCUUCCCUGUCAUUUUGCCCUUGGGAGAAACAGAAAUCAUCAGGGCUUGGCUGCUGCUAUAAUCAAGCUUUGGGAGAAAAGUCUAGUUGCAAAAAUUGCUGUUAAACGUGGAAUCCAGAACACAAACAACAAGUUAAUGGCAGAGGAGCUUAAGAAACUUACAGGAGGUGUCCUACUGCUCAGAAACAAAUAUUUUAUAGUCAUAUAUCGUGGGAAGGAUUUCCUGCCAACAAGUGUGGCUUCUGCUUUAGCAGAAAGACAGGAAAUGACAAAGCAGAUUCAAGAUGUUGAAGAAAAAGUGCGGAAUGGUAUGAUAGAAUCAGAUUUUGUAGUUGAAGAUGGACAGGUGCAAGCAGGUACUUUGGCUGAAUUUUACGAUGCUCAGGCCCAGUGGGGAAUAGAAAUAUCUGCUGAAGAACAUGAGAAGAUGGUGGGAGAAGCUUCAAGAACUGAGAGAGCUAGGGUAGUCAAGCGGAUGGAACAUAAGCUAAAAAUAGCCCAGAACAAAUUGCUUAGAGCUGAGAAAAUGUUAGCAAAGGUGGAAGCAUCUAUGGUUCCUGUUGGACCUUCUGAUGACCAGGAAACAAUCACUGAGGAGGAACGCUCGAUGUUUCGCAGGGUUGGAUUAAGAAUGAAGGCAUACUUACCUCUUGGCAUUCGCGGUGUUUUUGAUGGUGUUAUUGAGAACAUGCACUUGCAUUGGAAGCAUAGAGAACUUGUAAAGUUGAUAUCCAAGCAAAAAAUCCUUGCUUUUGUUGAGGAAACAGCAAGAUUAUUGGAGUAUGAAAGUGGUGGAAUUUUAGUGGCAAUAGAAAGAGUCCCAAAAGGUCAUGCUCUUAUUUACUAUCGUGGAAAGAACUAUAGGCGACCAAUUAGCUUGAGGCCAAGAAACCUUCUAACAAAGGCCAAAGCAUUGAAGCGUUCAAUUGCCACGCAGCGACAUGAGGCUCUCGCUCAACACAUAUCUGAAUUGGAGAAAACAAUUGAGCAAAUGAAAAUUGAAAUUGGUGAUUGUAAGGAUGUACAAGACACAUCUCUGCAAGACGAGAAUACUGAAAAAGAAGACAAUGACUUUGAUCGCAUCUCAGACAGUGACCAAGGUGGAGACCACUACCCUUCGCGUUGUCAUUUUGAUGGUAAUGAAGACAGCCUUAAUUGGGAAGAUGAAUCUGAAUCAUCUUCCUUAAUGAAGACAGCCUUAAUUGAGCCUUCAGAACCAUGAUUGUUCUUCUGGCCGCAAGAGUUGAUGACUUGAUUCCUGUUCAGUGAAGUAACUGCAGGCCGAUGCCUUGAAGGAGAUCAUCUAUUCCCAUCAAAUUCUAAUUUGUUGAUGGUUCGGGUACUCUGCAAUGGGGCUGAAAUGCUUGGCCGAUUGAUUCAAGUCCCAUUUAUGUAAGGUGGCAAUUCGUCAAUUCUUCAUGGGGAAAUGCCAAUCUCCGUGGAAGGUUGCUGCAUGUUCUUAAUUGUAUAUGCUCAGGGGAACAAUCCACAAUCCAUUAACCAAAAAUUCAAAGAAAACAGGAGAAUCACCAAUCUGAGUUGCAUCUGAAUAUCAGCUAUUUGUUAUGCCGUAUUAUUUUUACCAUAAUGUAAUCUUAAAAUAGCUCAUUCAAAAAUCUGAAAAUGUUAUUUUGCAGUGUAGAAAGCUGUUGACUUGUAUCCACUAUUGCCCGCUUCAGUUGUCUGGUCUCUAUUAUGGAGGAAUGAUCAGAUGACCCGAAUGAGCUUUUCAUUUUCUGGCCCUAUUAA